UGUACGUAGACUACUCCAGAUUUUUACGCCUUCCAUUUUCCUUCAGUUUGGCUUCUCGUACCCUCCAAAACCCCAACAAUGGCUGCAACUCCCCCACCUGUUGAAAAUCGAUCCCAACCUCUACCGCAAGUCAUAGUCCCGAUACCCCCAACUAUUUUAAAUUUUUUCGGGGACACUUUCUCGAAAAAGUUUGAGCUUCUCAAAGCAUGGGAAUCUCCGCUCCCUCUCGAUCAAUUCUUGGCCGCCCAUGCACAGUCAGUCCAGGCCAUGCUAUGCUCCAGCACCGGCCCUCGAAUAGUCCCCGAGAUCUUACGGCUCCUGCCUUCGCUCAGGCUCGUCGUUACCACCAGCACCGGCCUCAACCACAUCGAUCUGAGCGAGUGCCGGCGCCUUGGAAUCGCUGUAGCCGAUGCUGGAGGAGUGUUCUCUGAGGAUGUUGCGGACAUGGCGGUGGGGCUGUUGAUUGAUUUACUGAGAAAGGUUUCGGCCGCUGAUCGGUAUGUGAGACAAGGGCUUUGGGCUGCUAAGGGGGAUUACCCACUUGGGUCUAAGUUAGGAGGCAAGCAUAUUGGGAUUGUUGGAUUGGGAAGCAUUGGCUUCCUCGUAGCCAAAAGGCUUGAGGCAUUUGGUUGCAGCAUCUUAUACAACUCGAGGAAGAGGAAGGACUUUGUGUCGUACCCUUUCUAUACAAAUAUCUGUGAACUUGCGGCUAAAAGCGAUGCCCUUAUUAUAUGUUGUGGAUUGAAUGAACAAACUCGGCACAUGAUCAAUAGGGGAGUUUUACUGGCAUUGGGAAAAGGAGUCAUCAUCAAUGUCGGACGAGCUAUUAUCGACGAGAAGGAACUGGUACAGUGUUUGGUGCAAGGAGAGAUUGGAGGCGCUGGUUUGGAUGUGUUCGAGAAUGAGCCUAGUGUUCCCAAAGAGCUCUUUGAUUUGGAUAAUGUCGUGUUGUCGCCGCAUUCGGCUGUAUAUACACCCGAAUCUUUCAAGGUUUUGUGUGACAUAAUGAUUGGGAAUUUGGAAGCUUUCUUUUCAGACAAACCCUUGCUCUCUCCAGUCAUGUAUGAAUGAGUUAUGGUUUUAUUUGCAGAUCAUCAAAUCAGUUGCUGCAGUUCACAUAAUUUGUUUUAUCUUGUCAUUCUUCUGCACCCUGAUUAAGGCAGUAACAUGUUGCAAAAUGGAACCCAAAUUUUAAGUGACUUUGAUCCCUUUUUGUCCUGAUUGCUACUUUUCUCACUGGAUGCUGAAUAUAAGGAUUGGUGUAGUCAAGAAGUCAAUGUUAUGUCUAAGAUGAUGAGCUACUCUGCUCCUAGCCUCCUAUGAUUAUGAGCAUUGGGCACAAGUCCUGGCCAU
Juglans microcarpa x Juglans regia is the source of this 1353-nucleotide messenger RNA. Its product is annotated as glyoxylate/hydroxypyruvate reductase HPR3-like. NCBI's taxonomy places the organism in Eukaryota, Viridiplantae, Streptophyta, Magnoliopsida, Fagales, Juglandaceae. Gene Ontology annotation, molecular function: hydroxypyruvate reductase [NAD(P)H] activity; NAD binding; glyoxylate reductase (NADPH) activity. Gene Ontology annotation, cellular component: cytosol. The record is from RefSeq and is a predicted model, not a curated record.